Messenger RNA from Penicillium verhagenii, 726 nucleotides. Its product is annotated as FAM210 family protein. The transcript is spliced from 2 exons. NCBI's taxonomy places the organism in Eukaryota, Fungi, Ascomycota, Eurotiomycetes, Eurotiales, Aspergillaceae. Gene Ontology annotation, cellular component: mitochondrion. The record is from RefSeq and is a predicted model, not a curated record. Bases 1 to 726 code for a protein of 241 amino acids.
AUGUCUCUCCGACCUUCUCUCCUAUCGCGCUGGCUCGCGCAGCCAGAGCUCAUGCAGAGAUCGGCAAUGAGAGCCGCACCCACGUAUUCUCGACAAACGUUGGCCGUCCUCCAACGCCAGCCAUUCCUUGGCUCUGGCUCUCAAACAAUGAUCAAGUCCAUGCGCCGGUCUUUCACAACGGCGGUCAACUAUAGCAGCCGCGCGAUCCCUCGGUCGCGACCGGGACUGCGAUCAGUGCAGCUUCCCAAACAAAGGACAAACCAGCGCUUCAACUCGGGAUCUGCGAACAACGCAUCCGAGGCUUCCAAAGAGGGUGGAUCGCUGUCUCAACGGUUGCGCAAGCUGAGCCGUGAAUACGGGUGGGCCGCGCUGGGGGUGUACCUGACGCUAUCGGCGCUGGACUUUCCCAUUUGCUUUGCAGCUGUACGGCUACUAGGCGUUGAGCGAAUCGGUCAUUUCGAGCAUGUAAUUGUGCAAUCGGUAAAGCAAACAUUCCCAUCGAUUUGGCCUCAGAAGAAGGCGGAGGACGGCAGCCUUGUCCAGGCAGAGGAACCAAACUACGAAGAAGCCAGUAUCUGGACACAACUUGCAUUGGCAUAUGCCAUCCACAAGAGUGUCUUCAUUUUCGUCCGGGUGCCAUUGACAGCGGCCGUAACUCCCAAGGUCGUCCAAGUUCUGCGUAGUUGGGGUUGGAACAUCGGAAAGCGGAAGCCCAAGACCCCUUGA